Messenger RNA from Lodderomyces pseudojiufengensis, 945 nucleotides. RefSeq lists its product as uncharacterized. Bases 1 to 945 code for a protein of 314 amino acids. The record is from RefSeq and is a predicted model, not a curated record. Gene Ontology annotation, biological process: basic amino acid transmembrane export from vacuole. Gene Ontology annotation, cellular component: fungal-type vacuole membrane. Lineage: Eukaryota; Fungi; Ascomycota; Pichiomycetes; Serinales; Debaryomycetaceae. The transcript has a single exon.
AUGUUCAAUAUAAUACUAAAUCAUGUUCAAACUCAAAUGUCAUCAAAUUUACACCUCAAAAUCUCAGGAUUAAUGGGAUCAACAUCAUUAGCAUGUUGGAUAGUUUUAUUAAUGCCUCAAUUAAUUGAACAAUGGAGAUUAAAAUCAGCAGAAGGUAUUGCUAUUGGAUUUAUUUCAAUAUGGUUUUUGGGGGAUUUUUUUAAUUUAAUUGGUGCUUUAUGGGCUCAUUUAUUACCUGAAGUUAUAUUUUUAGCUAUUUGGUUUUGUAUAGCUGAUUUUUUAAUGAUUUUUAGUUAUUUUUAUUAUACAAGAAUUUAUAAAAAGAAGAGUCCACAUCAUAAAAAGCAUCAUUCUCAUCAUCAUUCUCAUCUUGAGGGAGAAAGAGAAUUUAUUGAUGUUAAUGAAUCAACUCCAUUAUCUUCAACUGAAUCAUCACAUAGUAGAAGAAGAAGAAGUUCAACUUUAACUGAUAUUGCAAUGGAACCUCAAUAUCAUUCAAUAUUUGUAAAAUAUAUUUUACCUAUAAUAUUUGUUAUAUCAUGUGGUACAAUAGGAUUUUUAUUAUCAAACCCAAACAACUCCGAAAAUCAACCAGUUGAUGAUUUACCUAUAGAAAAUCCAAUAAAAUUAGGUCCACAAAUAAUGGGAUAUUUAUCAGCAUUUUUAUAUCUAGGAGCUCGUAUACCACAAAUUUUACAAAAUUAUAAAAAAAAAUCAGUAUUUGGUUUAUCAUUAUUGUUUUUUUUAUUUUCAACUUUGGGGAAUUUAACUUAUGCUUUACAAAUUUUAUUUUUUAGAUUUGAUAAACAAUAUAUCUUGCUUAAUUUAAGUUGGUUAUUAGGAAGUUUGGGAACAAUAUUUGAAGAUAGUAUUAUCUUUAUACAAUUUUAUAUGUAUAGAGAUAAUGUAGUUAGUAAUGAUGAUGUUGAUGAAGAGGGACGUUAA